AAGCCGACAGGCCGUCUGCCACCAGAAUUAAAGGUAGAAAGGAAGUCUGAUGUUCUUUUGAGGAGAAGAUGACAAAAUAGGUUGGUAAAACCAUAUGUCAUCAUUCCAAAAGAGUAAAAUGCAAUUCUUUCUGAUAAUAAGUACGUCCCUGAUUACAUACAUGGUUCAUUUGUUAAUAUAGUUUUCAUCAAGCAUAAGUUGUCCAUGUCGAUGGAAUAAUAAUUUUAAUCGCCUGUAUAAGCAACGCAAAACAGCUUGUGAUUACAAUGUACUAAAAGUCUAUAAAUUAUUAGUGGAAUAAUGUGAAAGAAUUAUUUCUCCGUGGGAAGAAUCUGUCACUUUAUGCCUGUCAAAGAGGUUAAGAUGCGAAGAAGAAGUGCAAAAGGAUCCUGCGAACGUGUGUGACUACGUUUUUUUCGAAAUUAUUUCGAAAUGUUACUCGAGUAACAUAACCAACAGUGACUCGAUAAUCCUCAUUUUGAAUGUGGAACAAGUUGAGAAAACGCAAAUUACUGAUCGAUCAUUUGUGUCGUUUAUUAAUAUGAUGAAAGAUGAAAUAAUGAAUACACCGAGCGAGAAACGGAAGAAUCGUUGUAGGACCGAUCAUCUUAUUGUAUCUUGUUACUCGCUGUAAUUUUUACCAAGUAUGAUAUACAUUCGAUAUUUCAACCGAAUAGUAUGAAGCUGCAUACAUGCUGGCUACAUGUCUCCUGGAUACUGUUACUUAGCUUCCUUGUUGGUUCAUUCUGUUUUGACAACCAUUCUAGAGAGUAUAAUGAUAGAGACUAUAUUAAAUCUGACUGUAACUCAUCGUCUGUAUCCUCCUGUGCUUGCUGCGAUAUACAACGAAUCCAAGUCGAGUUUUCUUCCAAGAUAAUCGAGAACGAGUAUAUAGUCGCGUUUAAGGGUUACUACAAACUGCACACGCGAAAGAAUUACAUAGGAGCAGCGUUAAAUUCAUCAGGCAUUAACAACUGGACAAUUUUACAUCGUGACAAUUUGGCAUCUCGCUUCCCUAGCGACUUUGAUAUCAUAUUAUUGGAGGAAACAGUCAAAUAUCACGGGCUGAAAGCUUUGAAUAACCAUCCGCUUGUGAGGAGAGUAACACCGCAGAGACUUGUACGUAGAAGUUUAAAGUUUAUCAACACAACGACGGAAGAUUCAGAUUUUCCUGAAUAUAGAAACUUGAAGAAAAGACGGACCAAUACUUAUGAUAUGCAGAAUGUGCUCGAGCAAUUGCAGUCGAACAGCCGUCACUCGUCUCGCAGACUACUAAGAGCCAUACCGAGACAAAUCACACAUAUUCUCCAGGCUGAUAUAUUAUGGGCGAAGGGUAUUACCGGAAAGGGUAUAAAAGUAGCGAUAUUCGAUACUGGACUGGCUAUUAGUCAUCCGCACUUUAAGAAGAUCAAAGAGAGAUCAAAUUGGACGAACGAGAAGACUCUGGAAGAUGGCCUAGGCCAUGGGACAUUCGUGGCUGGUGUCGUUGCGUCUACUUCCAGGGACUGCUUGGGUUUUGCACCGGACGCGGAAUUGCACAUCUUUCGCGUUUUCACAAAUGCUCAGGUAUCUUAUACCUCGUGGUUUUUGGAUGCAUUCAAUUACGCCAUACUCAGCAAGGUGACAGUGUUAAAUCUAAGCAUCGGGGGUCCGGAUUUUAUGGAUCAUCCAUUCGUCGAUAAAGUGUGGGAGCUUACAGCUAAUGGUGUCAUUAUGGUGUCGGCGAUCGGCAACGAUGGGCCUUUAUACGGCACUUUGAACAAUCCUGCCGAUCAAAUGGACGUAAUAGGCGUAGGAGGUAUCAAUUGGGACGAUCAAAUAGCGAGAUUUUCUUCGCGCGGCAUGACAACGUGGGAAUUGCCAUCCGGAUACGGAAGAGUUAAACCCGAUCUUGUUACAUACGGAUCAGGAGUGAAAGGAUCUGCUUUGCAGAAAGGGUGUAGAACUCUCUCCGGCACUUCCGUAGCUAGUCCCGUUGUCGCUGGUGCUGUUGCGCUCCUAGCUAGCGGAUUUGUCGAAACGGGCGAAUCUGCCAAACAGAAGGUGACGCCAGCGAGUAUGAAGCAAGCGUUACUAGGAUCAGCCCGUCGCUUACCUGGUAUCGGAAUGUUUGAACAAGGUGCGGGAAAAUUAGAUCUUUUGCGGGCGUUUCAGUUUUUGCAAUCGUACACUCCUAUCGUCACGCUUAGCCCGAGUUAUAUAGACCUGACCGAGUGUCAAUAUAUGUGGCCGUACUGUACUCAAGCUGUGUACCAUACCGGCAUGCCGACGAUAGUAAACGUGACUAUAAUAAACGGCUUGGGUGUAUCUGGACACGUGGUGAAUCUUACUUGGCAUCCGUACGUCAGUGACGGCAACGGCCAGCAUAUCGACGUGGCGUUUACGUAUAGCGAUGUUCUAUGGCCAUGGUCGGGCUGGUUAGCAGUUGCCAUAACAGUACCGUCGACAUCCCGCAACUGGCAAGGCAUCGCGCACGGCUAUAUCUCCGUCACGAUUGAGUCGCCGGCAUGCGACAGUGAAGAUAAGCCGCGGCAGUCGACGAUAAAACUUCCGUUGAAGGCAAAAGUUAUACCUACACCUCCUAGACACAAACGUAUUCUAUGGGAUCAGUAUCAUAACUUGCGCUAUCCACCCGGAUAUUUCCCCAGAGAUGACUUGCGCGUAAAGAAUGACCCUCUCGAUUGGAAUGGAGAUCAUAUACACACCAAUUUUAAGGAUAUGUAUCAACAUCUACGUAACGCCGGAUAUUACUUCGAAGUGCUCGGCCAUCCCUUCACUUGUUUCAACGCGAGAAAUUACGGAACACUGCUCAUCGUAGAUACGGAGGAGGAAUUCUUUCCCGCAGAAGUGGCCAAGCUGAAGCGAGAUGUGGAAGAUGAUGGUCUCUCAGUGAUCGUGUUUGCAGAUUGGUAUAAUGUGACGGUCAUGCGGAAGGCCAAGUUUUACGACGAGAACACUCGCCAGUGGUGGAUACCUGAUACGGGAGGUGCAAAUAUUCCUGCUUUAAAUGAUUUACUCUAUCCUAACUGGGGUGUGGCAUUUGGCGAUGAGGUGCGAAACGGUCAGUUUACCCUCGGCCAACAUGCACCGGUCACAUUUGCGUCCGGUACCACGCUCGCCAGAUUUCCCAAGGACGGAGUGAUCGUGUACGUUGAAUUACUGGAUCAAGGUCGAGAGUUUCUCUUGGAAAAGGAAUCGGGAAUGCCUACGCUCGUGCCUAUCCUCGGACUUUUGCAAGUGACUAAUGAGAAUGACGUUACGAGAGACGUAAUGUAUGACGAAAUUAAUGAUCGAAUUGAAGCAUUGAUGAUGGACGAGAAACACUUGGAAAAGAACAAACGUGUCAGAGACAUAAAGCGCACGAAUACUGCACCUGGUAGACUUGUCGUUUACGGAGACUCAAAUUGUAUCGACGACAGCCACUUGCAAAAAUCAUGUUUUUGGAUGCUCGAUGCUAUUUUGGAAUAUACUACGACGGGUUACAUACCUACCGUUUUUACGGAUGAAAACGAAACGAAACGCAAGACUAUUAGAACAACCGACGAUCUGGAGAUUGGACAAUUACCACGUCGAAUGGAAGGAAAUCAUUUGAGCCGUCACAGCAAAGUGUUGGACCCAGACGGACCGACGGGCGGCGGCGGUUUUAGAUCUCUCCCAUCGUGUCCUACAGCUGUUUAUGCUGUACCACUACCAGUCAAUGAAACUGUGCCAAUAAAUCUUUACAAGUCCCACAAGGUACUUUCUGUAAGCAACACCAUGAAUAUGGGCAAUCCAAUGCUGCAAGAAGAAACAGACGCUUUGUGGCUCAAAAGACGAGUCGGUGGUGCUAGCAUACCUACAUUGCAGAAUGUUGGCGUUGGCAGUGUGGCUUAUGACGGGAUUCAGGACGUUCAGCAGGAAAAUCUGAAUCCAGUGAUCGUAAAUCAAUGGAGCUUUAUAUUAGGAAUAAUUAUUGUAGUGAUAUUUAUCGUGUAUUUGUGGAAUCAGUGUUUGGUAACGAAGAGACAUUCCCGGAGGAAACGCACUGUUGGCAGAAUUCGUAGGAUCAUUCAAGCUAUCGUAGCCAUGCGUAGAGUACCACAGAUGUAAAGCUGAAUGAUUAUUCAACAAAAAUGUAUUACAUCGAUCAUGUGAGAGACAAAUGCGAAACAUGUCUUGCGUCAAAGCACUCGAUUAGUUAAUAUAUCGACGAAUAUUCGACAUGUAUACAUUAGAUUGUAUCUAUGAUGUGUGUGUGUGUGUGUGUAUAUUACGUGCCUUUUUAUGAUGUGUAUAAUAGUAUAAAGUGAAUCAACAGAUAAUAUACAUAUAUUUUGAUAAACAUUCGUUUAUUAUUCACCUAAUCAUGCACAUUCAUUGAGAGAAUAAUAAAAUUGAUCGGAUUUCUUAUCGGAGCUUGUCCGAGUCGCGAAAAUCAAUUAAUAUCUGGCUUUCAAAAUAA
Messenger RNA from Dinoponera quadriceps, 4441 nucleotides. RefSeq names its product membrane-bound transcription factor site-1 protease (gene S1P). The record is from RefSeq and is a predicted model, not a curated record. Gene Ontology annotation, cellular component: Golgi apparatus. The transcript has 12 exons. Gene Ontology annotation, molecular function: serine-type endopeptidase activity. Bases 679 to 4089 code for a protein of 1136 amino acids. Lineage: Eukaryota; Metazoa; Arthropoda; Insecta; Hymenoptera; Formicidae. Gene Ontology annotation, biological process: proteolysis.